This is a messenger RNA of Harpia harpyja (harpy eagle), 829 nucleotides long. RefSeq names its product surfactant protein D (gene SFTPD). The transcript is spliced from 4 exons. Gene Ontology annotation, biological process: positive regulation of phagocytosis; surfactant homeostasis. The coding region runs from base 1 to 618 and encodes 205 amino acids. The record is from RefSeq and is a predicted model, not a curated record. Lineage: Eukaryota; Metazoa; Chordata; Aves; Accipitriformes; Accipitridae. Gene Ontology annotation, cellular component: rough endoplasmic reticulum; multivesicular body.
AUGGUGUCUGAAACCACUGCGGAGGCUUUACCUGGCACAGAAGCGCAGCAGGGGUUCCCUGCCCACGAGUGUUGUGCUGGAGAAGAAUUGAGAGGUCUGCAGGGUUUCCCUGGAAAAGCAGGACCUCCAGAAAUAAAAGAUGAUUUGGGAUCACAAGGAGAGAAAGGAGAAAAAGGAGAACGUGGAAUUCUAGUAGCCAAUGACCUGCACAGACAAGUAACUGCUUUGGAAAGAAAAGUACAGGUUUUGGAGGCUGAACUAAAUAGAUACAAAAAAGCUUUGAUUUUAAAGAACAUCAAGAGUAUUGGUAAAAAAAUAUUUGUCUCAACUGAAAAGGAAGAUACUUUUGACAAUGGAAAAUUCUUUUGUGCAAAAGCUGGAAGUGCAUUUGCCUCUCCUAGGAAGGAGGCUGAGAAUACAACUUUAAAAGACUUAAUAACACCUUCGAAGCAGGCUUAUAUGGGGAUAUCUGCUGAACAGACUAAAAGCACAUUCAUGUACCUGAAUGAAGAGGCUGUAACUUACAGAAACUGGAAUGCUGGAGAACCAAAUAAUCUAAAAAAUGAAGACUGUGCAGUAAUGCAAGACUCUGGAAAAUGGAAUGAAGUUGAUUGUUGAAAUUCAUGUGCCUUAAUUAUUUGUGAAUUCUUGAGCUGAUGAAUCUAAGAAAACCCAAAGCUUUUGCUCUCAAUUAUGUAUGUGGUUGAUAUAGAAGUUUGUUCCCAUAAAGGUGGCCUGAGAUAACCAGAACCAGAGUGUAUUUAUAAUUGUUUUCUCUUUCACUUUCAGUUUUGAAUCUCCUAAUAAAAUACAGAUUUAAUUUUUUCAA